Molecule: messenger RNA, 774 nt
Organism: Ascoidea rubescens DSM 1968
Lineage: Eukaryota; Fungi; Ascomycota; Saccharomycetes; Ascoideales; Ascoideaceae
Gene: RPN10
Product: proteasome regulatory particle base subunit RPN10
Exons: 2
Coding region: 1-774 (257 amino acids)
Biological process (GO): proteasome-mediated ubiquitin-dependent protein catabolic process
Cellular component (GO): proteasome regulatory particle, base subcomplex; nucleus; cytosol
Molecular function (GO): polyubiquitin modification-dependent protein binding
Source: RefSeq, a predicted model, not a curated record
AUGGUUCUUGAAGCUACUAUGAUAGUAAUUGAUAACUCAGAACACAUGAGAAAUGGUGAUUACUUUCCAACAAGAUUCGAAGCUCAGCUUGAAACUGUAGAUUUUAUUUUCCACGCAAAGACUGACUCAAACCCAGAAAGCACUGUUGGUUUAUUAGCAAUGGCCGGCCAAGGUCCUCAAGUUUUAAGCACUUUAACAAAUGAUCUCGGUAAAAUACGUGCAGGAAUUCAUGAAACCAAAAUUCAUGGAACUUCUCAAUUGACGACAGGUAUUCAAGUUGCUGCUUUAGUUUUAAAACAUCGUGAAAAUAAAUCUCAACAACAAAGAAUAAUAGUCUUUAUUGGUAGUCCCGUUAAUAACACCCAAAGAGAAUUGGAAAAAUUGGCUAAAAGAAUGAAAAAAAACAACAUAGCUGUUGACUUUAUAUGUUUCGGCGAAGAAUCCCUAGAUGAUCCUAAACUAGCAAAAUUCAUUUCUACAGUUAACAACCAUGACAAUAGCCAUAUUGUUUCUGUUCCAGUUGGUCCAACUUUACUAUAUGAUGCUGUUAAAACUUCUCCAAUUAUCUCCGACAACGCAAACAAUUACACAAUGGAUGGCGACGAUUUCCUCAAUUUUGGUGAUGGUGCUGAUCCUGAAUUAGAAUUGGCCUUGCGUCUUUCUUUAGAAGAUGAAAGAGCAAGACAAGAAAGAGCUGCUGCAUUAGCUGCUGCCAAAAAUUCAACUCCUUUAGAAAAAGUUGAUGAAGAAAGCAGUACAAAGGAUAAAAAAUGA